UGAUGGCGUUUGCUGAUCUGAGAGACGAGCUGACCUGCUCCAUCUGUCUGAGUAUUUAUACAGAUCCUGUAACCCUGACAUGUGGACACAGCUACUGCCGGGUCUGUAUCGGGGAUGUGCUGGACACACAGGACCGAUCUGGAGUUUAUACCUGUCCUGAGUGCAGAGUUGAGUUUCAGGAACGUCCGGCACUGGAGAAAAACAGGAAACUGUGUAACAUAGCGGAGAGUUUCCUAUCGGUUCACCCAGAGCAGAUGCAGGUGAAGGUUUUCUGUACCUACUGUGACUUCCCUUUUCCUGCAGCUAAAACGUGUCUGCAUUGUGAAGUCUCUUUGUGUAACAAGCAUUUAAUAAAACACAACAAAUCACAAGAACAUGUAUUAACUGAACCCACCACUUGCUUGGGGAGUCAAAAAUGCCUGGAUAAUGAGAAGGACUUAGACUGCUGCUCUGGAGAUGCUGCCAGUAUUGAUGCAUCCUGUAGAAAAGGUGGGCACCAAAUGGAGGCAAUGCAUGAGAUCUGUGAGAAGAAUAAGAAUAAGCUGAAAAUUAUUCUAGAAAAACUGACUUUAAAGAGAGAAGAAACUGAGAUACAAGUCCAGAAAUUACAGGAGUUUAAAAGGGAAGUGCAAGAGAAAGCGGCUGGUGAAACAGGGAAAGUCAUUGCCAUUAUAAAGGAUAUCACAGAGCAACUGGAAGCCCUGGAGAAGCGAGUCCUGAGUGAGAUCUCCAGGCAAGAAGAGCAGGUCUCACUCCGAGUCUCAGAUCUAACCCGGAAGCUGGAAUUUAAGAAGGAGGAGCUGUCCAGGAAGAUGGGUCACAUUGAGGACCUGGGUAACAUGACGGACCCAUUAACUGUCUCACAGGAAAAUGAAUUAGACAGUGCUGACUAUUGUGACACUGAGGGGGAAGGUGACAGGGACAGAGAGAUAGAUUAUCAAAAUAGCCAUACUGAAGGGGAUCUAGAUGUAAGCCUGAUCUCAUUGUCCUUGCACACAGGCUUAGUUGAUAUUGUGACUGGUGUAAAGAGAAAGUUCCACUCAACCGAAUCUUCGGACAUUUUACUGGGUGUAAAAAUUACUGCAGACAUAGUCAUGGAUAUAAAUACAGCGAGUAACCACAUAGCUUUAUCGAGUGACCUGAAAACUGCCUUGUGGUCUGAAAUAGCAAAGAGUCGCCCAGAAACACCAGAGAGAUUUCAGGAUUAUCCUCAAGUCUUAAGCACCAGGAGUUUUGACUCAGGACAACAUUACUGGGAAUUGGAGACCAGUGAAUCAGAUGGUUGGAGGAUCGGUAUGGCCUAUCCCAGUGUGGACAGAAAAGGCUUUAAGUCACUUCUUGGAUAUAAUAAGAAGUCCUGGUGUUUGUGGAGAUGGUAUAAUCAGUACUCCGUGAGGCAUAACAGUAAAGGGAUCCAUUUACCUCAUAGCCCAUCCUGUCAGAAACUAGGAAUAUCCUUGGACUACGAGGCCGGGCGGCUGUCCUUCUAUGAGCUGUGUGACCCAAUCAGACACUUACACACCAUAACUUACACCUUCACUGAGCCGCUUCAUGUUGCAUUGUGGAUAGUAAAUGAUGCAUGGGUGAAAGUUGUUCCCAGGAUUGAUGAGUUUUGUAUAACUGCCAAGUGAUUGAUUAUGAAAGUAGACCAUGGUUGGUUUAAUGGUUAAGGGAACGUAAGCAGAAAAACAUGAAGCCAGGUGUGAAUAACUAGAGAACUUAAUUAUUAGAAGAAUAAUCUGUUUUAAUGUAAUGGUGUAUAUGUGUAUGUUGUGUGUAUAUGUGUACUUUGGCAGUGUUUCCAUACAGUUUCAGUGCGUGUGCUUUUUAAAUAGGAACUGCAUGUGCAUUUAGUUUAAAGGGACACUGUAGGCACCCAGACCACUUCAGCUCAUUGAAGUGGUCUCGUUGCUGUCUCCCUUUUGCACUUAGUGCUGCAGUGUUAAGCAUUGCAGUUCCAGAGAACAAUGUUUGCAUUGCAGCUCUAAGUCUGCCCCCAGUGGCUUUCUGCCAGACAGCCACUGGGGGCGCUUCUGGAAUCCAAACUGACUUUUGGUCCGUUAUCUGGUGCUGGACGUCCUCACGGACCUCCAGUGUCAGAUUUUCACCAUAGGAAAGCAUUGAAUAAUGCUUUACUAUGGGGAGGUCUAAUGUGCUCGCGCGGCCAUUGCCACGCAUGCGCAUUAGGUCUCCCCUGCCAUCGGUGGGUUAGGACUGUGGACGUAGCCUGACCCAGUGCCGAGGGACAUCGGCGCAAGAUUCAGGUAAGUGGCUGAAGGGGUUUUAACUCCUCCCACGGGAGGAGUGUCGCGAGGGAGGGGGGACCUACUAACUCUAUAGUGCCAGGAAAACGGCUUUGUUUUCCUGGCACUAUAUGAUCUCUUUAAGGCUAAAUAUACUUUACAGUUGAAUAAAUGUAAGAGGCAAGCCUACUUGUGUAGGGAUCAUAGUAUGUGUGUAGAGGGAUGGUGCAUGUAUGUAGUCAUUCAGGGCAAAUUCAUAAAGGGCUAGUUCAUGAUGUGUAGCAUCAUGGUAUGGGUUAAUAGGAUCUAUGUAUGCAUGUAGAGGGCAUGUGUUUACAGAGUGUGUGUAUGUGUAGAGAGUGUGUGUAUACGUGUGUAUUUAAUACUGCGUAUGUAGAGAGAAUGUGUGUGGCCAGUCAGUCUGUACAUGGAGUCAAUGCCAUUUUUUAAGCCAGUAAGUGCCGCUCCGUAGAGCAGGGGUAGGCAACCUUUGGCACUCCAGAUGCUGUGGACUACAUCUCCCAUAAUCCUCUUACAGCCAUAAUGCUGACAAAGAUGUAGUCCAGAAGUAGUCCAUAUCAUCUACAGUGCCAAAGGUUGCUGGUCCCUGCUGUAGAGAAUCAAAGCGUGUGUGUUUGUGUAUAGAUGGUCCUCCGGGACGCUCAGUCAGUGAAUACCUUUAGAACGUGGAUGAGAUUAAUAUUUCUAAUAUGAUGUGGAGGUGGAUCUUCCACAUUACCAAUAGCCAAGCAGAGGAAGAGGUGCCGUGGAGACCCCCAGCAUUCAUCAAACCACUCAAACAGUGUAACCAAAAAUGAGGGGACAGCGUCUGUGGCAUAAUAAUACCAUAACCACUACAUUGGUGGGUGCCUAGACUGCUCAUUUACUACCUCAUAAUCCAGGAUGUGAAAUAUCACAACAUUUUGUAUCUUUUAUGUUACCGUGCUAAAAAUAUAUGAA
Messenger RNA from Pelobates cultripes (western spadefoot toad), 3203 nucleotides. The record is from the annotation of a GenBank genome assembly. NCBI's taxonomy places the organism in Eukaryota, Metazoa, Chordata, Amphibia, Anura, Pelobatidae.